CCAGAAACGACUCCAGCGGCACAACACCAUACUAACCCGUAGCACCUUCUUUUCGUCGCCGUCAAGAUGUCUACCGCCGCCCAGAAGACGCAAAACGACCAGAAGGCGUCCAGAUACUAUCCAGCCGACGACGAUGCACAGGCAAAGAAGUCCCGCAAGGCCAUCCGUCCAUUCAAGCCGCGCGCAUCUCUCCAGCCAGGUGCUGUCCUGAUUCUCCUCGCCGGUCGCUUCCGUGGCAAGCGUGUCGUCCUCCUCAAGGUUCUCGAUCAGGGUACCCUCCUCGUCACUGGCCCAUUCAAGCUGAACGGUGUCCCACUCCGCCGCGUCAACGCCCGCUAUGUGAUCGCAACCAAGACCAAGAUCGAUCUCUCUGGUCUCGACAAGGCAUCAGUCGACAAGGUCUCCGGCGAGAACUACUUCGCCCGCGACAAGAAGGCCGACAAGAAGGGCAGCAAGGAGGCUUUCUUCCAGCAGGGUGAGAAGCCACAGAAGAAGGAGGUCGCCGGUGAGCGCGCUGAGGACCAGAAGAAGGUGGACAAGGCGUUGCUCGCCUCUAUUAAGAAGGAGCCUUUGCUCCUCGGAUACCUUUCGACUAGCUUCAGCCUGCGAAAGGGUGACCGGCCGCAUGACAUGGUCUUCUAAAUGCAUUGCACAGCGAGAUGGGAAAGAUGGGAUUCUAUGGCGAUGGAGGUCAUUGGCGUUGCAACUCGUACUAGUUUUCUGUGUCGCAUAGACGAGGUUGUGGGCAGAAGCAUGGUCCCGCUGAAUCAUUGAACUUCGUAAAACGCAGGACAACCACAAAUGAAUGAGAAGCUAUGAC
This is a messenger RNA of Pseudocercospora fijiensis CIRAD86, 820 nucleotides long. RefSeq lists its product as uncharacterized. The record is from RefSeq and is a predicted model, not a curated record. Gene Ontology annotation, cellular component: cytosolic large ribosomal subunit; ribosome. Bases 67 to 642 code for a protein of 191 amino acids. NCBI's taxonomy places the organism in Eukaryota, Fungi, Ascomycota, Dothideomycetes, Mycosphaerellales, Mycosphaerellaceae. Gene Ontology annotation, molecular function: RNA binding; structural constituent of ribosome. The transcript is spliced from 3 exons. Gene Ontology annotation, biological process: cytoplasmic translation; ribosomal large subunit assembly.